Messenger RNA from Aspergillus heteromorphus CBS 117.55, 1042 nucleotides. Its product is annotated as Zn(II)2Cys6 transcription factor. The transcript has a single exon. Gene Ontology annotation, cellular component: nucleus. Gene Ontology annotation, biological process: positive regulation of transcription by RNA polymerase II. NCBI's taxonomy places the organism in Eukaryota, Fungi, Ascomycota, Eurotiomycetes, Eurotiales, Aspergillaceae. The record is from RefSeq and is a predicted model, not a curated record. The annotation marks the transcript as partial. Gene Ontology annotation, molecular function: transcription cis-regulatory region binding; zinc ion binding; DNA-binding transcription factor activity, RNA polymerase II-specific.
CCCCGCUCCCCAUCUCCGUGAUCAUGGCCCGUAGUAGACCCAACGCCCGGUCCAGGCAAGGCUGCUGGACCUGUCGGGCGAAGAAGGUCAAAUGCGACGAGGAACGACCGCAAUGCCAGCGAUGCCAACGCUUGGGCCGGCAGUGCGACUAUGCCCCUCGAUCCCGCAAGCCCUAUACGAAGAAAAGCCGACCCGAUUCCCCACUGCAGACGCAUCAAGGGAACCUGGCGAGUAGCCCGGUCGUCCCUAGUGAAUCUUUAUCGCACGGAGAUGUCUUCACCUCCCCGUCUGCAAUCACUCCAUACACACCUGUUCCCAGCAGUUUCCGCCCCUCGUCCGCUGAUAAGGAAGCAAUCCACUACUUCCGCACCGUUAUCUCCGAAUCGGUCGACACCAAGGACCCUGCAUUCUCGGUCCCGGCGAUUAUUGCUUCCCUUGGCGAGUCAGACCCCAUGGUCAUGCAUAUGGUUUGUGCGUUGGGCUUCCAGGAACGGUGCUAUCAGCGAGCGGUGGAUCCAUCCCCCGCCGUGAAACAUUACAGCGCGUCGAUGGUGCUGUUGGCUAAGGCGGUACAGAGUCCUUCCCGGACACGCGCAUCAGAUCUCGAUGGCAUCCUAGCUUCGCUGUGGCUGAUGAUUCUGUACGAGCAGCGGUAUGGAGACGGGAUCGGACAGGGGCUUGUCGCGCACUUGCGAGGCGCGGCGAUGGUGUUGAAGCACAGACUGGGGAAUCUCCGUCGGUUGCUGGAGCAAAACUUCUCCGAGCCGGAUGAACAGUGGCGUAUCUCUGCGCUUGCGGGUCGGCUGAUUGUCUGGAUCUCCUUCUUGGAUGCAAGUGCGGAGUCGCAUAAUCUAGGCGGGGACUUCAAUCAAGCUUUGGGGGCGGCGAUGAGCGGCCUGGCGGAGAAUGAGAUCCUUUCGCGGCUGCGAGGGUUGAACGCGAUUCAUCGGUAUUCUACGUCGCUGCAUACUACCUUCUGGGGACCACGAUACCCUCAGACCCAGCUGCUGGAUGAUCUGGAGAGUCGAGAGGUCUUAUAUCU